Molecule: messenger RNA, 2921 nt
Organism: Calliphora vicina (urban bluebottle blowfly)
Lineage: Eukaryota; Metazoa; Arthropoda; Insecta; Diptera; Calliphoridae
Gene: heix
Product: UbiA prenyltransferase domain-containing heix
Exons: 3
Coding region: 836-1969 (377 amino acids)
Biological process (GO): menaquinone biosynthetic process; vitamin K biosynthetic process
Cellular component (GO): endoplasmic reticulum; Golgi membrane
Molecular function (GO): prenyltransferase activity
Source: RefSeq, a predicted model, not a curated record
CUGGCAACACUGGCGACAGCAGAGAGCAAACCGAAAUAAGUGAAAAUUUUUUAUAAUGAAAAUUUGGGAAAAUAUCAAUUAAAAUAAAAUAAGUCCUAAAUAAAUAUAGAAAAUUAACAUUAAUUGAUAAACUCUUCAAACCAAUAACUAAAUCAUUAAGUGCAGAAGAAAACAAUAAGGUUUUUUAUGAUAAUAAAUAGAGAUUAUAACACGAGAAGACAAACAACAGGCACAAAUUGCAGCAGCAGUUCUUUAGGCAAAGAAAAAGUGGAUCAAAUUAUUACUUACACAUUUCGAAAAAGAAAACGAACAACACAAGAAAAUACUCAUCAAAAGGCACAUUUAAACGCAGCUGGAGCACAAUAUUGUACAAAGAUGCUGAUGGAAUUUUAAAAAUAAUAAAAAAAAAAUCAAAACAAACACAAAAUUUGUGUGUGAUUUUAUUUGUUUAGUGAAUUUAAAGUGAAACUGGCGAGACUACGUCGAAGAGAAGUAGAGGUGGGGAUUGUGUGUCUAAAAUAACAUAUGAAUAUAUUGGAAGCUAUCGGUUAAAGGUGAAAUAAACCAAAAAUAUAAAGAAACGAUUCCCAUUUGUAUUACGUUUGUUUUCUGUAAAAUAAACAAACAAUUGUACAAGAGUCACUCAUAAAUACUUGCAUAUACACACGUACAACGUUCGCUCAUUUCAAUUCUUUUUUCUUUUUAAUAGAAACAAAAAAAGAUCUGUUCAAUAUUUAAAAAUUCAAGGCCAAAAGUUAUAAACAAAUUGCAAAACCAAAACUAAACAAAUAAAUUCGAGGUAUCAGUAAUAAGUGGAGUACAGUACAGAGGAAAUAUGUCAGCCAACAGUUGCACAGCAGAACAGGAUUCUGCUAAAGAAUCUCUUCUACGACAACGUACACUGAGUGACAAAACAUUAACUGCAGCACUCAGCAAUGGUGCGUUAUUGUCCGAUGUUGGUCCAGUUAAUGGCAAACUACAUACUAAAAAUGCUAAUAGCAACCAUGCUUCCAACGACAACAGCACCACAUCAAAUGCUGUAACAUCUACCACCGGCACAUUUAUGAAACUGAAAACGUAUCUUUUAGCAUUACGACCCUGGUCUUUAUCCGCCAGUUUGGUGCCCACUUUAUUGGGUUCAGCAUUGGCUUUUCGCUCACAAUGGUCGGCAGAGUUUUCGUUUAUAACAUUUUUCCUAACCGCCUUUACAGCCGUUACGGUUCACUGUGCCGGUAAUGUGGUGAAUACAUAUUUUGAUUUUAUCAAAGGAAUUGAUAAACAAAAGGCUGACGAUCGUACCUUAGUCGAUCAUAUUUUAUCAAAAGAUGAGGUAGUUUCUCUUGGUGCAAUACUUUAUAUGGCCGGUUGUGUGGGCUUCAUCUUUUUAGCAAUAUUAAGUCCCGCCAAAAUGGAACAUUUAGCUCUAAUCUACUUUGGUGGCUUAUCGUCGAGUUUCUUGUAUACCGGUGGCAUUGGUUUCAAAUACAUUGCAUUAGGCGAUUUAGUUAUAUUGAUAUUAUUCGGUCCCAUAUCUGUAUUAUUCGCGUUCAUGUCACAAACGGGUCAUGUUGAUUGGACAACCAUUUAUUAUGCCAUACCUUUGGCCCUAAAUACGGAGGCUAUUUUGCAUAGCAACAAUACACGAGAUGCUGAUAAUGAUCGCAAAGCUGGCAUUGUGACACUGGCAAUUUUAAUCGGCCGCACAGCAUCGCAUGUUUUAUACGCUCUACUCCUAUUCACACCCUAUAGUGUUUUUGUUGUUUACGCUUUAAAAUAUUCAUUAUGGUUUCUAUUGCCUUUGAUAACGGUGCCACAAGCUUUUCGCAUUGAGAAACAAUUUCGCAAUGAACAGACCAUGAGUAAAGUGCCCAGACAGACGGCUAAAUUGAAUUUCUUUUUUGGUAUUUUAUAUGUGGUAGCCUGUUGUUGUGCGUCUCAAUUGCCCACAUUUACAUACUCGAGGCAUUGAAGUGUAAUAAAAACAACAGAAAAACUAAUUCCCUUUUUUAGCAUUAUUAUUAAAGAAAAACAAACAAUUUCUAAUCAAUUAAUUUUUACCUUAACUUUUUUUUAACGUCAAUUUAACAAACAAAAAAAAAAUUUUUUAUAAUUUUUUUAGCCGAACAAAAAAUUAACAAAAUCGAAACAAAACUUUAAGUAAAACUAUACGAUAAUAUAAACUUAAAAGAAAAGAAUAAUGUUACAAACAGAAAAAAAAAUCAAUUUAUACAUACAUUGAUUAAAUUAGUGAAAAAAUUUAGGGAAUUUUUUUUAAUCAAAACAGAAAAAGAAAAUAUUAAUACAAAAAAUACAUAUUGUAUUGCAUUAAAGUAAGUUUUCCAUUUAAUCAUCUCAUAUAUAAUUUAUUUAUAAGUUUCAUUAUUAUUAUUUUUAUUUUAUUAAAGAUGUGACUUGUUGAAACAAAAGAAAAAAGAAAAAUUUUUUUUAUUACUUAGCUAUUUGGAUUAAAUUGCAUGUUUUAAGGUUUGGCCAUUGUUAAAAGAAGUCUUCUAGUCACAAAAAUAAAUUAAUAACCUUUUAAAGAAAUUUUGAAAAAAAACAUUUGCCAUUAACGCGAUUGGCGUAGGCGUUUUAUGCCAUCGAAAGUUUCGUAUUUGAUCAAAGAUAAAAUGCAAUCAGUUUCUUUAAUCUAGUACGAAACUGUCGACGGCGUAGAACGCUUACGUCUACCGCGAUAAGUGUGAUUAUAUAUCAAUCAUUUUCAUUAUUAUUUAUUACAAUAGUUACUAAAAUACGCAAUUCAUUAGUAGUAUAAAGAUUAGGUUCAUGCUAACUCUACUUUUCAUUUCAUUCAUACUUUAUGUAUUCAAACAAACUGCUAUAAUGUUUUUAAUUUUGUGUAAGUAAUCUCAUUUUUACAAAAUAAAGUGAGUUGAUGAUGUAUUAAAAAAAUAUUAAAA